Molecule: messenger RNA, 1212 nt
Organism: Spinacia oleracea (spinach)
Lineage: Eukaryota; Viridiplantae; Streptophyta; Magnoliopsida; Caryophyllales; Amaranthaceae
Exons: 4
Coding region: 351-617 (88 amino acids)
Source: RefSeq, a predicted model, not a curated record
GCCUAAAUCCACUACCUCCAUUACGAAGACCCAAAAACCCAAAAAAAGCAAAACGAAGAACAACCUCCAUUGCUCUCACUUCUACAGUCUCCAAAGCACUACUCUAGUCCGAUUACUGGGGCGACAUGAUUCACCAUGGCUGACCACCCAACCUGCGCAAGAAAACUCAAUCACGAAAAAUAAAUCAGAAAAAAUAUCCAAAAUAAACUACUCACCAUAGUUGCCGCCUAGCAAGCUGUUGAUUUCACCUCGAUCGGUUAUUCACUCUAAAUUCAUUCGAAAAUUCAUCAGAAUUGAAAGGAAAUCGUCAUCUGGCAAUUGUUCCGAAGCGAAGGAUAUUAUUUUACAGGAUGAAGCCGAGUGCAGAAGCAAACUUGCAUGAUGAAACCAUCAAAUCUCAUCAAUCAUCACCCUUACCAUCCCCUCAGCCACCACAUCCAGUUCAUCAGAGUGAUGCAGACAAGGAGGAUGAGAAUGUGAAGCAACUCGGGGAUUGCUCUUCUCUGUACUUGUCCUUACAGGAUUGUUUAAUAAAAACUGACCGAAACUGGAAAUCGUGCCAAAAGGAGGUUCAAGCUCUGAAGACAUGCAGUGAAAGCAGGAAGAAAGGGAAGUGAGAAAUAUGUUGUGCCGGAGGAUAUCAUUGAUUGAAGCACCAAUUCCCAAUCGCUUGUCAAGAAACUAUCGAUGGCAAGCAACUAAGCAAGCAUCAUGGGUUUUAAGUAGUUUGCCUUUCCCAUUGAUCCAUUGCUAAUGGUGGACGACAUUUCUCCUUUGUACUUUGGGAAGUUGGCAUAAUUGGCAAUGCUUAAUUUGUAAAUUCAGGAGACUGGCACCCCGACAAGCUGUUUAGGUGGAAACAUGUUGGAAGUUUGAUUGAAUAAGUUGUCGUGGUAAAUUGAAAUAUUUGUGUUCUUAGGCUCUUAGCAAAUGUCCUUUUUGUUAAGGUGUUUGUAAAGCUAGACAUGAUAUACUCCCUCCGUUCCUAUUUGUUCUACCCAUUGUGAAUCUUGGGUGGUUUUUAAGAAAAUUGAAAUCUUGGUUUGUAUGGGUAUAAGUGUAAUGAUUAGUUGUAAGAAAAAUGAUUGUGUGUAAGAAUGUGUAAGAGAUUCUUUUUUAAAGAAUAAAGUAAGGAGAGAGAAAAUAAUAAAGAAAUAAGAGAAUGCUGAGAUAUUUGAUUAAAAUAGUCACAAAAAAAAAAAAAAAAAAGAA